Messenger RNA from Scleropages formosus (Asian bonytongue), 2168 nucleotides. It is a transcript of the gene mrs2, whose product is annotated as magnesium transporter MRS2. The transcript is spliced from 11 exons. The record is from RefSeq and is a predicted model, not a curated record. Bases 330 to 1631 code for a protein of 433 amino acids. Gene Ontology annotation, molecular function: magnesium ion transmembrane transporter activity. Gene Ontology annotation, cellular component: mitochondrial inner membrane. Gene Ontology annotation, biological process: mitochondrial magnesium ion transmembrane transport. NCBI's taxonomy places the organism in Eukaryota, Metazoa, Chordata, Actinopteri, Osteoglossiformes, Osteoglossidae.
GUGGAAGUAUUUGGUUGUAUAUUAACGGACUACGGGGGAUGCGGCCUUGCCGGUCAACUUUUGUUGAGGGGGCUUCUGGGGCUGCUCCUCGGCUGGCGUGUGCGCUGAAAGGCGCGCUAACGACCGUUAGCCGGACAGCUAGUUUAGCCAACUGUCCUAAACGUUAGCUCACGUCUCGGCUCGGCUUCUUCUCGUCACUACAACUAACUGCUUCUCGGUGUCCGAAUCCUUCCGCCCAGCAGUCAUUUGUGCCCGACGUCAUGAGACCAGUUAGGAGCAGUGUGCGCUGACCCUGCGGUUCCGCAAGUCGUGCCCGGCCGGCGCCCACCAUGGAGCUCUGCUUUCGCCUGCCGUCCCACGGCGGGCUCCGGAGAGCUUUUCUCCCGCACAGAAGCGCGCUGUCCCCCGCCUGGCUGCCGCACUGCUCCGCGUGCGCACGUGCGCACAGCCGCGUGAGCGAGCGCGCCGGCGGAGGGUCUCUGCGGGGAGCGGAGGAGGACAGGAGCCGCAGGAAGUCUUUCCACAGCGCUUUUUUCUGUAGAAACAGAGUAACAGAGGCGUCUCAAGCAGCUCUGUCCAGCGUAGUUCCUGUGUUUGCAGUUAUGAAAUUUGACAAAGAAGGGAAUGUCACCUCAUUUGAGAGGAAAAAGACAGAGUUGUACCAGGAGCUGGGUCUGCAAGCACGGGACCUGAGGUUUCAGCACAUCACCAGCAUCACUGGGAGGAACAACUGCAUCAUCAUGCGCAUGGAGUCUUUGAAGGCUGUGGUGACACCGCAGGACUUGUUGAUCCUGGACUUCCGUGGCCUGGGCCUGGAGCGCUGGCUGCUCUGGGAGCUGGCCCCACAACUGGUGGGAGAUGGAACCCUGGCAACCUCCUCCCUGCCCUUCGAAUUCAGAGUCAUCGAAGCCAUACUGCAGCACAGGGUAAAUAACCUGCAGACCAGGCUGAACGAAGUACAGCCUCUGAUCCUGGAUACACUGGAGUCCCUGGUGGACCCCAAGCUCCUCUCUGCAGAUCGCAGCCUGCUGCAUGUGCUCCUGCAGAACAGUAAAAGCCUGUCAGAGUUGGAGACGGACAUCAAAGUCUUCAAGGAGUGUCUUCUAAAAAUCCUCGAUGAGGAUGAACUCAUUGAAGAACUGUGUGUCACCAAGUGGACUGACCCACAAGUGUUCGAGGAGAGCAGCCUGGGGAUUGACCAUGCUGAGGAAAUGGAGCUUCUUCUGGAGAACUACUACAUGCAAGCUGAGGCCUUGGGCAACAAAACGCGUGAGCUGAAGGGCCUCAUUGACGACUGCGAGAGUGUCAUAUUCAUUAACCUGGACAGCCACCGGAAUGUGAUGAUGCGUUUGAACCUGCAGCUCACCAUGGGCACCUUCUCACUGUCCCUCUUUGGUCUAAUCGGUGUGGCCUUUGGUAUGAAUCUGGAGUCUUCUUUAGAAGAGGAUCCCCGUGUGUUCUGGCUCGUGACAGGGCUUAUGUUCUUGGGCAGUGGACUAAUCUGGAGACGUUUGUUGUCCUUCUUGGGUCGACACCUGGUGCCAUCCUCCCCGCCCACGAUUUCACCUGUGUGGAAGAGAGGCCAGGUGAACACCCUGAGAGGUGCCGAGCCCAGGAGCGGUGUGAAAUGAGAGAUCUUCAGCAUGCUCAUAUGUGGUGGUGGUGGUGGUGGUGGUGGUGAUGAUGACGACGACGACGAUGGCCUUUGUUGACUGACUCCUUGCAAAGAGAACAAGGACUUGGGCAGUUUAAGGGUUGUGUCUUUAACAUAGGUAAAGGCAGGAUAUUGGGACUUUGCUAGUUAUGAUUAAUAACCACAGUUGUUACCAGAUUACAUGUUACAUCUUUCAUGUUACAUGUGGCCUCUUUAUUUUAAUUAUGAAUUUAUUUUUACUGCCCUGAAUACAUUUAUGUAUCUGUGUAACACCUUACCUUUCCCUCAGUGUUGGACCUGGUCUAUAUUAAUUUUCAUGGAAGGGAUGGCGGGUGAUGGGUACUCUCUAAGAUGAAAUGUGCAAUAGUGUUUCAAUGUCUUCAUGAAAUAAUUAGUCUAAUUAUUCUGGGUGCAGACAUGACCACGGCUUCACACGAGUAAUAAAAUAUACAUUUCCUACUGUCCAAGCCCAUAAACUUGAGCUUUGUUGUGUGAAUUGUCUGCUUGUUUGUGA